Brassica rapa (field mustard) is the source of this 6863-nucleotide messenger RNA. RefSeq lists its product as uncharacterized. Lineage: Eukaryota; Viridiplantae; Streptophyta; Magnoliopsida; Brassicales; Brassicaceae. The record is from RefSeq and is a predicted model, not a curated record.
GUAGUAGGGUUCUCAAGAGGAAGUUCUGGCAUAUAGGAGAUGUUAUUUUCUGUAAAGUGCAAGUGCAGGAUUUCUCAAAAUGUCGAUUGCUAUUUUCUGUAAAAUGAUUGCAAUGUUGUAUGGCCCAUUUAGAAAUGUUGAUUCUAGUGGACCAGAAUUCGUUAUGUGCGUCUUUUGCAUUGCAUGUCCACAACAUUCAAGCCUUGGAAUUGGAUUUAUUUGUCCACACAAACUAUUUUAAAAUCAACACAAAUUUCAUGUUAAUUUUAAUAUUCAAUUAUUAGUUUAGCAUGAAAGAUAUCCAAUUAUAAAAAAAAAUAUCCAUGCAAAUUUCUUAAUAAAACGUGCAAGAACACGAAAUUACUUUUCUCCCAUUUGUUUGUCCGUUCUCAAUCUGUUUUCAUAAAAAAAAAACACUUUUCAAAGAAUUUAAUAAUAUGGUGUUUUAGGUUUUUUUUUAAAUUAAAAUGUGUAUAACAUGAAUAAAGUGCUUGUAGAUAGUUGUUUGAUUCUUGGAAAGUGAAAAAAGUAUCUCUAAGUAUAAAAAUCAUUUUUAUAUAUAAUAUUUAUCUCGCGCUUUGCCUAGUGUGUCUAUUAUUUGCUAAUAACAAAGAUUUUUUCCCCUGUAGUUAUUUGAAAAGAGUUCAAAGGUUGUGAAACAUGGUAAAGCUUUUAACGGAGCUAAGAAAAAUAAAUUAAUGUAUAAAAGAUAUACAGUAUGUUGCACAAAAAGCUCUAACAAGUUGCAAAAUAUUAGAACAAAAACAUUUAUCGGUACGAUAUAUAUUGCUAUAUUGUAGCAUAUUAACCAUUAACAUAAAAAAAAAACAAGAAAUAAAGAUGAAAAUUGCUUUUUUAAAAAAAAUAAAUAUAUUUUUUAAUAUAAUAAGACUUUGUAUUAUAAUAUAAUCCAAAAAAACCCGCGCUUGAAAAGCGCGGAUCAAAAUCUAGUUAUUAUUAAACAUUGAAAACCAAUACAACAACCCAAAGACAAGAAAAUACAGAGAAAGACCCACAAACGGUCCAGCAAACAAAAGAGCCCAAAGAAAAACGAGGUCCAUACGAACACCACGCGUUAAAGAUUAGCCUGGCUAGGCCACGUAUUAAGCGCACGACAAAGGUGGAACACAUGCUACGCAAAGAAGCCAUCCGUCUUCAAAGACUAGCACGUCAUCGCCGGAGCUACUAAUCAGAUUACCACCGGAAACACACCGGAAACACACCGGAAACAGGCACCGUUCAAAGAGCACCGCCAUGACGAGAUCUGAAAGUGAGAGAGUUCUAAACCACAGCUUUCGUCUUCAACAACAGAAGACCGUAAAGACGCUUUGAAACAAACCAAAAAGAUUUCCUUUUCCAAUAGAAUGUUUCAAUAUACGACCUUAACGUUGAAUCAACCAACGCAAGGAACGAUUGAAACAGAAGGAGCGUAGAGAAGAGGAAAUCAAGCAGAAUCCGGGAAACCCCGGAGUAAAGCCACCAUCAACAUUAACAGAUGAUGCGAGGCGGAGCCAAGUGUCGACAGACCACCACCGAAGAAGAUGGCAUGGUCUCCGGAGCCAAGAGCCAACGACCGCAUCGAGGAGAUGACGCGCCGUCAGAGUCAAGAGCCGGCCGACCACCAAGAGGAAAGGCACUACUACAGAGCGCUCUCUCUCUUAUCUCUUUAUAUCUUUCAGAGAGAGAGUAGCUUUCGGUCUUCCCUCACCGGUGUUCUUUUCCGGUGACAUGUUUCCCGAUGUUCGGGCUUCGCCUCCGGCAACGGUGGCUCUCUCAGCACCGUUGGCUGGCCUCUGACUCUAGCGACACAUCGUUCUUUGAUGUUGUCGGCUAGCUUCGUGUCGGAUUAGUCCCACCUUUUUGUUUUGUUCUUCGGGAUCCCUUUGCCUCUUUGAUCUUCUAUCGGUUUAGUUUAGCUAGAUUUUUGUUUGGAAAGCUUCAUCCUUUCCCUCUGGUUAGGAUUUGUCAUCUUCAAGCUUACUUUGAUUUUAAAAGAUGGUGGUGGUUACGUUUUAAGUUUUGAAGCUUUUAUUUCAUUAGAUCGUUGGGUUUGACGAAUCUUAUUGGAUCGAUUGUAGCUUUAUGUUGGAAUCCUUGUGCUCUGUUUCGAUCUAGUGUUGUUGACGACGGUUCUGUUCGUUGUUCCUGUUUCCGGUAAGCUCCGGUGGACUCCGAUCAGAAUUUCCGGUCUCGACACUCAAGCUGGUGCUGUUUCGUUGGUAUCUCUGUUCGUCCGCCACAUGUCCCGCUUCGUUCGGAGACGUACGCGUGGUAGUGAGUCAUCCGAGUUGCUCUUCGACCACCUUUGGGCCUUUUUGUGUUGGGCCAACGGUUUGGGCUUCUUCUGGCGUGCUCGUGUUGCAAGCCUUACUUAUUGGUCCCUUUUUUUUAAGUUUGUAUUGUCUUAUCUUUUGGGUUUGAUAGCACUGUCCUUUCUUUUGGGUAUGUUUGUAAAUUUUGUUUUAGUUGAAUAAAAUACCAGUGACAAAAAAAAAAAAAAAAAAAAAGAUGAAAAUUGCAUAAAAGCCUGCAUAUGGGUUACAAAACAAAUAUGCGCGAGCGUCUUGUAUACGAAGCUGUCGUUUGUUUUGUUUGUUUUGACGAGAGACAAAAAUCAAAAAUUUAUAAAUGUUUUUAUUAUAUAAUAUUGUAGAGUUGAAAAAAAAACACAAAUAGUAAUACUGUGGACCGCUUAAUUCUUGUAUAUUCAUAAUAUAUGUACAAUAUUUCUUCUCAACCAUUGUAACCUGACAUACAAAUUCUAUCUUAAACAAGUUAUUAUCACUCAAGCUCUCACUUUGAUUUUUUUUUAAAAAUUAUAUCCAUAUUAAAACUGCAAUAAUCAGUUCAACAUACAAAAAACACUUUGUAAGGAUAAAUUUUUUUUUUUUGAAACACUUGUAAGGAUAAACUAUGUAUCAAUAUGUGUGGAGUGGAUAAGCAUUUUGUAAGGAUAACCAUUUUGUAAAAAAACAAACAGUAUGUGUUUGCUCUACCUAAAAAAAUCUAUGAGAAGAUUAACUCCUUGUAUUUAAUUAGCGUUUCUUUGGAAAAAUGGUACUACAUCGACGGCUGGAACAAGAGUCAGUUAAACUAAUGUUUGCAAACUAAAAAAGGAGGGGUGAUUUAGAAUCAGAAAGUUGUAGGAAUUCCUCAAGUUUUUUCGAUUUGAAAAGGGUUUGAAACUUUCUUUCCUUACAUUAGGCAUCUUAUGAAUAACUUGACUGCACGCAAAUGUGUUUCCAAGACAGUGUUACUAGGCCAUUGCCCAUUGCAGACUCACAGAAAUUAUCACCAACAUUAAGGAGUAUGAUCAAGGUUAAAGCCAUGGUUCCCUGAUACACCCUCAUGUGGUUUACUAAAGAAAUUCCUAAAUGUUCAUUUGUUAUUUGGAUGGCUAUGCUGUUCAGACUUGCGGCUAAGGAUCUGUACUGUAUGUGUAUAAUUGAGUACUGGCUUUUAGCCUUUUAGGGUAAACCCCUCUAAUAAUAUUUUACAAUCUACUCUAUUAAAACAGAGUCCUAAAUUUAUCUACUAUUGAAGUUGUUAUUUAUAUUUUGGACUGUUUCAAGUUUGUUAGUAUAUUACUUAAUUUAUGGAUCAUAUCAAGUUAGUUACAAUAUAUUUAUAUUAAACGCUACUGCUACAUUAAAAUCAGACAACUUAGAUUAAACCAAUAAUCUACUCUAUUAUAAGUAAACCAAACGAAUUAUGUUCCACUAAAAUUAAAGUAGACCAAUUGUAUAUACAAUUAUAUUAGUAAUACAAUAAUUCUUAUUUGGACCUUUUUUACCAUAGAUGAAACUUUGUUCUAAGUUGAUUUAUACCUUUCUCUUACCCACAUCAUAUGUUUUAUACAUCAUUCUGAAAAUGUACUGAAUGUAACGUUAAUAAAUACUUAUGUGUUUGGUUGCAGAAUGUAAAAUGAAUUUGAAAAGUAUUUAAUUAUAAACUUACUCGAUAAAAAAUUCAUAUGUAUUUAAUACAAAUAUGUUUCAUAUUAUCGGGUCUAAAAAAUUUUCUAAUCGGAACCGAAAAGAAUCGAUCCGAAUAGAUCUGGAUCCAAAAAGAACCGAUCCAAAUAAAUACGGACCAAAAAUAACUAACCGAAUUUUUACAAGUAUAUAUUGGGACCAAGUGUAUAGGACUCAAAAGAUUAAAACAUGAAGAACUCGAACCCGAAAAGAAACUGGUCAGAACACGAUCCAAAGACCCGAACACCCAAACCUAUUUAGGAAGAUGUGAUUUUCAGUAUACUUUAAAGUUCAUAAAUACAGAGAAUUCAAACUGGCAUAAUUUUAUGAAAUCAUGGGCCUUAAUUCAACACUUUUUUGUUUUUUUUUGUUUUAAUUAGAGAGAUAGGUAAUUAUUGUAUAUUAUAUUUUUGACUUUAAACAGAGCAACAAAGAGGUGCACAAGGAAAUUGAAAAUUAACAUCAUAAAUUAUUUGGCACAACUAUAAUCAUUUUAAACUCUAUAUUUUAGACUAAAAAUUAUACACAUCAAAUAUUGACUAUAUUACAUAAUUAUAUGUACAUUAUAUAUGUUGGUUUUUAAAAAAUAUGAAAAUUCAAAAUAUAUAAAUAUAUAAAAUAUAAUUAAUCUAAAACUUAUUACAAAUUUUUUAUGCAAAUCUUAUAAUAUAAUUGCAUUAUUUGUGGCACAAUAAAAAAAAAUUAUACCGCCAAAAAAUGUAUUGAACAAAAAUAAAAACAAGUAAAAUAAAUAAUGUAUACAAAUUUAUGAAAAACCUUAUAGUAUAAAACUUAUGUAUUAUGUAUAUUCAAAUCAAUUUAAUACAUUUGUUCAAAUCAAUUUUUAUAAAUUUAAACAAAAUUUAUCAAUUUAAUCGAUAAAAAUUAUUUUACAUUUGAAAAUACAAAUCAAAAUAAUUAAUAAAUAUCCGCCCUACUGGGCGGGUUCGAAUCUAGUUAUAAAUAUAAAACUUGGGUCUUUUACGUAAAACCCUCUUAUAAUAUUGUACAGUUAUAUAUAUGAAACUUAGAUCUUUUGUUUCAUGUUGACAAACAAAUACUGUAUAUAUAUAUAUAUAUAUAUAUAUAUAUAUAUAUAUAUAUAUAUAUAUAUAUAACCCAACAUUUAUUGCAUACAAUUUGAGAACUAUAUAUAAAUAGGCAGAAUAGUAACUAUGUUUAUCUAUAAGACUAUAAUAAAAUUCAAAUAAUAUAUAAUUGAAUAAAAUUUGAUGUGAUUACACCCAAUGAAAUUUUCAAAACUGCAAAUGCAAGCUGAUAUCAUUUCAUUUUCAGCACUCCUGGUCAUUCAACAUCAAUACAAAAACACAAUACAAACAAUUACUUUGUCUUUUAUUUUAGGAGGAAUAAGAAAGAAAGUAUAAAACUAAUACUAAUUUUUGGUCCUCUGAAACAUAAUUAUCUGUAGAAGUAUAAAAGAUGUAAAAAGAAAAAAACAUAAGUUUUUUUAGCGUACCUUAAUUUCUCUCUUCUUUUUCCCUCAAAAUGUUGCGUUAAAGGCCCAAGACUUGGUUCUUUUGUGCCUAAGUAUUACAAGGAACCUAACUUGUGAACCUAAACUGCUUUCAAAGAGAAGUUUCUCUAUCUAUAUCACACACACACAAAAAUCUAUCUUUCUCUUUCAGUGGUAACUUCUGCUCACCAUUAAGGCAAGUUUCUAUAUUGUGCUCCUCUAACAAUAUCAGCUACAAAUAUCUCUUAUUUCCACAAGUUUUUUACACAUUUAGGUUUUCCUCAAACUUUGAAAAAAGGGUAACCGAAUCUGUUCUUUCACACAACAUACCCAUUUCUUCUUUUUUCAUGUGAUGUGAGAAUUUUGGGUGAUAAGAAGAUGAAGACUAUAAGUGGUUUAGGGAUAGGGUUGAGUUUGGUGUGUGUGUUUCUUCUAUUAGCACUUGUUGCAGAGGUCUAUUACCUUCUGAGAUGGAAGAAGAAGAUCAUCAGCCAAGAAAGCGAAGAAGAGAAAGAAGAAGAGCAACAACAGGUUGGGUACGCUAAGGAACUUAUCCAGCUCUUCUGCUUCAAAAAGCCUGAGGCCAACAAUGGCGGAAGAGAAGUGGAAAUCUCGAUGAAUCAAGAUUUAGAACUAGGGUUUGAAGCUGAGCUAAUGAAGCUUCAUAACCAUAGGCUUCUCUUCACAAUCAUCGAAGAGACAAAAGCAGAUUUGGAAUCUGAUGAUGGGAAAUCAAGACUAGGCUCAAGGUCAAGAACAAGGAGCCUGAGUGAUCUUCCGCUUGGAGUAAAUGAUUGUACUACCCCUGGCUUCACUCCAUUGGCUUCUCCUGCUACGCUAACGUCAUCUCCCUUGGAGUCUUACUCGCACCAUGGAUUCAAUCCUCUGUUCGAGUCAGACGGUGAGCUUGAGUUUAACAAGUUUUUCAGGCCGUCUUCUUCUUCUUCUCCUCCGCCUAAGUUCAAGUUCUUGAGGGAUGCUGAAGAGAAGCUGAGGAGGAGAUUGAUGGAAGAAGCUAAAAGCAGAGAUCAAAAGUUGACUGUAACAGAGGGUUCGUUUCUGAAGUUCAUGAAUCCUGCGAUGAUGAACAGAGAGGAGAAACAGAGUAGUCAAGAAUCUGAUGAGACGGUGUCGUUUUGUCCUUCUUCUUCAUGUACAAAUCUUAGAACGUUAGACCAGAGGCCCACACUGGUUGUUUAGUAGUUAGACCUCUCUUGCUCUACUCCUUAAUUUUUUUUUUUGGUUGAAAAUUUUAUAAGAAUUUCAAUUUUAAUUGUGUGAAUUAUCUUUUCUUUCUCUCAUUCUUAUUCUUUUGGAAUGAUUUCUUAUGUAUGUAUUAAUCUGAAAAAAAAAUGCAGAUGCUUGUUGUAAUUUCCUUUGAGAACAAAAAUUAAGCAAGAAAAUUGGCUAUGAAA